AUGGCUCACGAAGAAGAAGAGCCCAAAAGGGUCGUCCAAUACCCAUUGGACUUGGAGUCGUACAAGAUUCUAGAUAAAGUUGGUGCUAGUCCUUGCGCUGUUGUUUACAAGGCCGUAUGCGUGCCCAUGAACUCCACGGUGGUGGCAAUCAAAGCCAUCAAUCUUGAUCAAGCAUGGUGGUGGCAAUCAAAGCCACCGCCUUUGUCCCACCCAAAUGUCCUCAACGCUCUCUGUUCCUUCACAGAUGAUCAACACCUUUGGUUGGUGAUGCCAUUCAUGUCCGCAGGUUCUUUACAAUCCAUAAUAUCUUCUUCCUUCCCAGACGGCCUAUCCGAGCCAUGCAUCGCCAUAAUUCUCAAACAAACUCUAACUGCCUUGUCCUUUCUUCACACCCAACAACACACUCACAGAGACAUCAAGCCCGGUAACAUCCUCAUUGACUCAAAUGGGUCCGUCAAGCUUUCCUUCUUUGGAUUGUUGGCCUCAAUCUACCAGGCUUUGAGAUCAACUCGUCAAGGAUGGUCCACAUUACUUGCAGACGCUCCGUAUUGGCGGGCCCCAGAGGUAAUACACUCCCAACAAGGGUACACUGUAAAGGCUGAUAUAUGGUCCUUUGGGAUCACUGCUUUAGAAUUGGCCCACGGACGCCCUCCUUUGUCGUCUUCAAAUCACAAUAAUUUCUCCAAGGCUUUCAAAGAAAUGGUGGCUUCGUGUCUCCAUCAAGACCCAUCAAAGAGGCCCUCGGCAGAGACAUUGUUGAAGCAUUCCUUCUUCGAGAAUUGCGGGGGUUUGGAUUUUCUUGUAAAGAAUGUCUUGCAGGGGCUGCCUAGUCUUGAACAAAGGUUCAAGGGAAGCAAGAUUAAUAUACAUGCGCCGCUGAGGAGCAAGAACAGAGAAGUGGGUGACUCCUCUUGCUCGUCUGGGAGGCAGAGUAUCGAACAGAGAAGGAUCAGCAGUUGGAGCUUCAACGAGGACGAGUUUGAACUCGACCCAGUGUACCCAACCGAUUCCACUGAUUCAGUUGUGAAAAAAGUUCGGUUUGGCGGUGAAACU
Corylus avellana is the source of this 1053-nucleotide messenger RNA. The record is from RefSeq and is a predicted model, not a curated record. NCBI's taxonomy places the organism in Eukaryota, Viridiplantae, Streptophyta, Magnoliopsida, Fagales, Betulaceae.